AUGGAAGUUUACGUUAGAUUUAACGACGAUGUUGAGCAUGAUUAUGCUUUCCAAUUAGAUGAGAAUGACACCAUAGACAAUAAAAUUAAAAAUAUCUUCUCAGAAGAUAGCAAUGUUGGGUUAUCAAGUGUAAUGGUCUUGAGACCAACUGUUUUCCACGAAAGAAUUCCUAUCGGAUAUUCUAAAUCUGUCCAUCCUGGUUAUCUAACUGAAGGUGGUUGUUUAAUUUUCCAUUAUGAAGCUGGUUCAGAAAAAUAUAGAGUUAAAUUAGAUGAAAAGACUCCAUUAAUGAAGCAAUUAUGGUCAGGCCAAUUGAUUUUACCUAAAUGGAAGUUAUCUAAGAAAAAUAUCUUCAUCUACGUAACAUUGAUGCUAUUAUGGUUAUAUACCGAUUUACCGGACUGUAUCUCACCAACCCCAGGUAUCUGUUUAACAAACUGUUUAUCAAGAGCAUUGAUUCCUGUUGCUGAAAGAUUCGAGUUAUACCAUGUAGCUGAUAAAUUAAGAGAAGAAAUCGCAGUAAAUUACUCUGGUGUUUUAGCUCAAUGGGGGUUCUUCUUUUUACACAUUUUAAAAAUUUUAUUUAUAACUUUAACUUUAACUAUUGGUAUGGUUAACCCAUUAAGUUUCAACCCUUGGAUAUUCAUUAAGAUGAGAGUAUUAACCGAUACACCUGUAACUCCACAUUUGAAGAAAGUAUUGCAUUCAAUUGGUUGGUUGGGAGCCAGAAGGGCUAACUACGAUGAUUAUCAACAAAAUUUUUAUGCCUAUCAAAUUGGCAAAUAUGGUGGUGUUGUCCAAGCUAGAAGAGCUGAUAAAAAUAUCAUCUCUAUUGCUGCCAGACCAGGUUUCAGUUUAGGUAAAGGUGAAGGUUUCCAAUCACCAUUAGAAGAAAGAUUCACUGCUUCAACUUUUAAAACUUUAGAAGAAAAGAAGAUGUUUAUCUUAAGCGAAGAAUACUUUGCAGCUUUAGAAGAGAAUCUAAAAGAAAAUGUCGAUCUUUGUCAAGGUGAUAUAGGUAAAAUGAAUAACGAAAUUAGAAGAUUUAGAAGAUACGGUCUUUAUGAAUGUAAUGAUAAAAUUAAAAAAUUGGUCUCUGACAGGAAAAGUAUUCAAAAAGAAUUGUAUCCAGAUGUCACUUAUCUAGAAGAACAAGAAAGAUUAGAACCUAAAAAAGAAAAAUAA
Messenger RNA from Vanderwaltozyma polyspora DSM 70294, 1185 nucleotides. RefSeq names its product Gsf2p (gene GSF2). The coding region runs from base 1 to 1185 and encodes 394 amino acids. The transcript has a single exon. Lineage: Eukaryota; Fungi; Ascomycota; Saccharomycetes; Saccharomycetales; Saccharomycetaceae. The record is from RefSeq and is a predicted model, not a curated record.